AUGGUAAGGCCACCAUUGAAGUGCCACACCCUGCCCAGCAUCGACUUCAGGGCAUACAACGGCGGGGGAGAGCCAAACAAACGCCCAAUUAGAGAUAGCUCUCCGCGGGCAACUCCAGCAGCCACAUCGUCAUCACCGAACUGCACCACAAUUGCCAUUUUCAAAGAACGCACAGAAGCAAGAACAACAAGCAAAUCAGAAGAUUCAAUUGAAUUGAGACCAAGACCCAUAAUCCCACCCCGAAGGGAACCUGGAUUUAUAGCCAUUGGCUCCGAAGAGCCAGGCCCCGUCUCCGCACAACGGCAGGAAGCUAGAUCGGCACAGGCGCACGAAGGCGGUUUCCAGGCGCACAAGGCGAUUCACCUAUCGUCGGCACAGGCGACGAAACAGAUUCCUCGGCAAACUUUCACCUCCCCUUUUCCGUUCUCAAUUGACGAUUCACUCUCUGGGUUUCCGCAAGAAAUCUACUUUGUGGCAACGAAAAGCCCCACCAGGCAAAAAUAA
This is a messenger RNA of Linum trigynum, 504 nucleotides long. The record is from the annotation of a GenBank genome assembly. NCBI's taxonomy places the organism in Eukaryota, Viridiplantae, Streptophyta, Magnoliopsida, Malpighiales, Linaceae.